Messenger RNA from Camelina sativa (false flax), 712 nucleotides. The record is from RefSeq and is a predicted model, not a curated record. Lineage: Eukaryota; Viridiplantae; Streptophyta; Magnoliopsida; Brassicales; Brassicaceae.
UUUCAUUCGACGUUUAUUUUUUACUUUUCUUCUUCUCUCUCUGAAAAAUCGAAACGGCGAUUUCACGAGAGAUUUUUUUUCCUCAUCGUCUUCUCCUCUGUCCGGCGAUUGAAACACCGGGGCGACCGUCUCCUCGUCGUCUCCUCGUCUCCUCGUCUCGUCGUCUACUCCGGAUCCACCGAUUAGCUGUUCUUUGUCUAGCUGGGUUUUUGGGGUUGGGCUCUUUGUCUACCUGUUACUUUGGUGGGUUUGUUGAAUUCCGGUGAGAGAAACAAUGGCUUGCAUGAAGCUGGGAUCCAAAUCUGAUGCUUUCCAGAGACAAGGCCAGGCUUGGUUUUGCACAACUGUACUUCCAAGUGACAUUGUCGUUGAAGUUGGGGAGAUGUCUUUCCAUCUCCACAAGUUUCCCUUGCUCUCUAGAAGUGGAGUCAUGGAAAGAAGGAUUGCAGAGGCGUCAAAAGAAGGGGAUGAUAAAUGUCUCAUUGAAAUUUCUGAUCUUCCUGGCGGAGACAAAACGUUUGAACUAGUUGCCAAGUUCUGCUACGGUGUGAAGCUCGAACUCACUGCCUCUAAUAUGAGUGUGAAGCUUUGCAAACACUAGUAGUCAGCAUAAGUUGUAUAUGUUACAAUUGUUACUAUUAGUAGAUUAAUAAACAUGAUCACUAUGAAUCAGUACUGGAACAGAGUUGAAAACAGAGGAUGUGGUAAGAUA